Molecule: messenger RNA, 1229 nt
Organism: Porites evermanni
Lineage: Eukaryota; Metazoa; Cnidaria; Anthozoa; Scleractinia; Poritidae
Source: the annotation of a GenBank genome assembly
AUGCUUCGUUCCUGUGCUCGAAACCUGUUUCGCCUAGCAGUGAGACAGUAUUCCGCUCCAGCCGCUGCGACCACAAGUAAACUGUCCCCAGAAGAAAUUUUCAAGCGCGAAGACACGUACGGCGCUCAUAACUACCAUCCCUUGCCAGCAGCCUUGUCAAAGGGAGAGGGCGUAUUCGUUUGGGAUGUCACUGGCAAAAGAUAUUUCGAUUUUCUCGCUGCUUACUCGGCCGUAAAUCAAGGUCAUUGCCAUCCUAGAAUAGUGAAGACACUGCAAGAACAAGCUGAAGUUCUAACGCUUACAUCCAGAGCAUUUUACAACAACGUUCUGGGCGAAUUUGAAGAGUUUGCGACUAAGCUUUUUGGCUACGACAAGCUCUUGCCGAUGAACACUGGUGUUGAAGGUGGCGAAAGCGCGUGUAAACUUGCAAGGAAAUGGGGAUAUCAAGUCAAGGGAAUACCAAAGAACGAAGCCAAGAUUGUUUUUGUUGAAGAGAACUUCUGGGGGCGGACUCUUGCCGCAGUAUCGUCAUCUUCUGAUCCUGACUGCUAUGGAGAAUACGGCCCAUUUAUGCCUGGUUUUGAACUUAUUCCUUACAACGACCUUGCUGCUUUGGAGGUAAGCUAUUUUAGACGUACCUGCUUCGUUUAACGCAGACAAUCGUGUAAAUUGAUGCCACGUGCAAAAACCACACCGUGAAUCACAACACCGUACGUGAUGAUCUGAGAUUCUUAUACAAUGUGCUCUCUUGUGCGAGACCCAUGUUUGGUUGUUGCGGGUAACUGAUAAUUCGACGAACGAAUUUCAUUUUACAUUUCGAACAACUCAUCAGUUUCUAUAUUAUUAGCCUUGAAAGCAAUUUGUUAUUCAUAAAACGUGAUUCUUUGUUGGUAAACAGUAUGUAAAAUAUGGAAGGGCAAGAUUUCCUUUUCAUGAGCUUACAUUUAUUAUGCAUGGAGCAAUAUCAUACCAUUUCUCACAAAUAUAUAGUUAAUAUAAAUAGCGUAAUAAAUGUGUGGGGUUGUAUAGAAAUCUUACCCUUCAACAAUUAGUUGAUGCGUCAGCGUGCGUAUGUCGAGAUAUUGAGCACGCGGUAAGUUUGGAGAGCACGAAAGAGGCCUAAGAGUUGCGCCUCGUGCAACUCUAGCCUCUUGAGUGCUCUCCAAACUUCCCAAAUGCUCAAUAUCUCGACAUACGCACAGCUGCAGCAUGAGCUAAUUAUUUUAUAA